CACCAUUGAUUAUGUCUAUUAAGCACGUAUUUUGGCGAAUAUUUUUUGGGUUCAUUUCUGGUAGAUUUCAAAAUGGGGUAAUCACAUAUUUCAGGAGAUUUUUUAGAAAGAAUGUUUUCUUUGGAUUUUGAAGGCUACAUAUCACAAAUUCGGUAUGAGGAUAUUCUCUAGCGAUGAUGAACUCUAUUAAUCACCAAUUUAAUGGAUUUUUUUGGAGGGCAUUUUCAUAAUUUCUGGGCAAUUUUAUCUAAAGGUCAUUUUCUUGAAUUUUGAAGGCUACAAAUUAAGGAUUCAGUCUGAGGUUAAUCUUCACCGAUGAUUAAGUCUAUUAGACACCGAUUUGGGCUGAUUUUUUCGGGUCAUUAUUGGCAGAUUCCAAAGGUGUACUAUCAAUAGUUUCGGGCGCUUUUUUGGAAAGACUAUUUUAUUUUUAUUUUGAAGGCUACAGAUCACAAAUUUAACCUGAGGCUAUUCUCCAGCGAUGGUGAAGUCUAUUAAUGGCCGAUUUGGGCGGAUUCAUUACAGAUGUCAUUUUCGUAAUAUUCGGUGAUUUUUUCAAAAGUCCAUUUUGCUUAAAUUUUGAAUGAUACAGAUCAUGGAGAAUAAGGCUAUUUUUCACCGAUGAUUAAGUCUAUUAACCACUGAUUUUGGUGAAUUUUUCUCGAAUCCAUUUUGGACAGAUUCCAAAAGGGUACCGUACCAUCACAAAUUUCGUGUGAUUUUUUCGAAAGGUCAUUUUCUUUGGUUUUGGAAGCUAUAGAUCACUAAUUCGGCCUAAGACUGUUCUCCAGCGAUGUUUAAGUUUUUUAAUUGUCUGUUUGGGUGGACUUUUUUAAGGGCAUUUUUGUAACUUUUGGCGAUUUUUUUUGCAGAAAUGUCAUUUUCUUGGAUUUUGAAUGCUACACAUCAUGAAUUCGACAUGAGUCUAUUCUACAACGACGAUGAAUAAAGCAAAAACAAAAAAAGAAAGUCAAGCAUAAGACAUUGCUUAUUGUAAGUUUGUUGACCGGUACUGGGUUAAAGGUGAACAACAAACGACACAAUAUUCUCGAGAAUCAAAUCAGUAGAAAAGCUAAACACAUUGUACCGCGGAUUAAGCCUUUCAACAAAAGCUCGAAGAUGAAGAUCAGAUGACGUGGAUGCAGUGGCCCGCCUCCCUCUAUUGAAUGAUACAUAUUAUCGAGAUAUAUUGUGCGAGUUGGGUGGAAUGUUUUCAAUUGCCAAUAAGGUGGACGACAUUCACAAGAGACCUUGGAUUGGGUUCCAGUCUUGGCGUGCCACGGGUAGGAAGGUUUCAUUAUCUCCGAAAGCUGAGAAAGCUCUGGAAGAGAAAAUACAGAGAGAGACUGUAGGGGAUGUAGUAUACUUUUGGACGCGGUUGGACAAGGAUUAUGAAGCUACAGCAAGCAGUGCCAAACUAGGGUUCUGGUCCAUCUGCGACUUAUUAAAUGCAGGGCACUGCAGAACGACUUUUGAAAAUGCAUUUCGUCAGAUGUAUUCCCUGCCAUCACAUCUAGAAGGUCUUCCACCAAUGCCAGAAGAUGGAGGUCACUGGUCCGCCUUGCAUAGCUGGGUGAUGCCAACCCCUUCAUUUUUGGAGUUCACUAUGUUUUCAAGAAUGUUCGUUAAUUGGCAAGGGCUUUACGAGAGGGAGAGGGUGGAAAGGUACCGCCAGAAAAUGGACAAGAAGAGGAAGAAUAGGGAGAAACUGGUUGAGAGAAAUAGGAUAGGAUACAAGCAGAAACCUCUCGGACGCCGCCGUCAGCUGCUUUGACGGGGAAGAUUGAUCGUGUACAAUGUCGAGAAAGACGAAUCAAUAGUUGAUUUUAAGCCUUCCUCAACGUCCUGGUGGCGGCAGCAAGCGGCUUCAGGAACACAAGUCUGACUCCUAACAUGGAUAACCAGCCUCCAACUCUUUCAUCUGAAUCAAUACAUCAGAGCUCAGGUAAGGAAAGUGCAUCUAUUCAAACACCAUUCUACUAUUUCCCGCGGAUUUACGUUACACAAGGGGAUUGUGAAGAAGGUAGAAACAGGAAGAAAGAAGAAGAAGAAGAGGAGAAGAAGCGCUUUCCUGCAGUUGCAGUCAUGGAAUGAGAGCAUCGGUUGGUUGGUGCCAUCUUUAGUGGGAGGUUAGUAGCACCAUGGAUCGAUAUUCGUUUUGUUCUUUAUUUUGUUGUUCUGUUGUUAUAGACAUUUUUACGACCCAUUUAGUUGGAGAUUGGUGUAAUUCUUUAUUUGUAUAUACUUGGCCACCACAGCAUAGAGGAAAAUUUUGUUCGCAAUAGGGAACUCCUACAUUUGGUCUAAAAAAAAAAAAUGUUAGUGUUGUGGUAUAUGAUCCACGAUUGAACCUCUCCCAACAACUCGAGUUAUUGGGAUCAACUAGUUCUUGACAAUAAUUUCAACAUCACUUAUUGCUAUGCAAGUUAGAAAUAACUCGGGGAUCACUGAUGAUAUUAUCUCUAGCUUUUCCAUCCAGAAUCCUUUUUACUCAUGGUUGCUUUUGCUUGUCUGUCGGAGAAGGAGCAUGUUUUUUAUGCGACCUCUACAUAUCCAUCACAGUAUAAAAUUGUGGCGUGACUGGAAUAAACGAAUAUCGUCACA
This is a messenger RNA of Linum trigynum, 2604 nucleotides long. The record is from the annotation of a GenBank genome assembly. NCBI's taxonomy places the organism in Eukaryota, Viridiplantae, Streptophyta, Magnoliopsida, Malpighiales, Linaceae.